Messenger RNA from Daphnia magna, 2932 nucleotides. RefSeq lists its product as uncharacterized. Lineage: Eukaryota; Metazoa; Arthropoda; Branchiopoda; Diplostraca; Daphniidae. The record is from RefSeq and is a predicted model, not a curated record. Bases 216 to 1268 code for a protein of 350 amino acids. The transcript has 6 exons.
AAACAACUUCUUCUGCAACCAACUUGUAGAAUCAGAAACAGCCACACCCUGGAGGAUGACUGUUGCUUUUUAGACAAAGAAAAAAUUUGUUCCGAAUCUGUCAGCUCAUUAACGUUAAAGCCAAUUAAACGAAUCGGUAAAUAAAUCGGAGAAAUAACAGACUUCGCAGCUAUUUAAACAAGACUACAUUACCGAAUUUGCAGUCCUUGUUUGGCAUGAUAGUCAUGGCUUUAAAUGUAAUUUGUUUGUUGGUCGUCCUGUGGGUUAUUUGGAAGCUCUUUUUUUCUGAACCAACGGAACAAGACGACAAAUCGCAGCAUUCUAAGAAGCAGCCUCAAAGAAAGAGAACGAUACCCACAAUAACUGACAUGGAGUACAACUUAGGAAAACCUUUGGUCCGGGUUUGGCUUCCAGAUGAAAACAACGAAUACGGCCAUGUUUCGUUGCAAACCAACAAAUACUACAUGAGUUUCUGGCCUCAAGGGCAAAAAAACGGCAAAAAAGGCAAUAUAGAAAAAUUCUGUGGCGCUCCUGCCUGUAUCAUCUUCCAUCCGGACUUUGAUUGCCACGAGGAAGGAGAGAGAUUUCCCAAUCACAAAUUACCCGUCCCGAUAGCUCAGUGCAGCGACAUGGAUAGACUUUACGAACGAUUCCUCGCCUACAACGGAAUAGAUAAAGAGGAAGUCAAUCUUGAAAAAGGCUGUGAGAUCCGCAAUCGCAAUCCUGAAGAAUUGGAGAACACCCGUAUUGAGAAAAACCUUGGUGAAACAAGGUACACGUUUGUACCGAAACUGCAAUAUAAAAACGAAGAGCCAUUUUAUUCCAAAGGACAAAGUUGCGUCUCUUUCGUAUAUCACAUGAUCGAAUGGUCGAAAUAUUCCGACUCCAAAAAAGUCAAAAUCGAAUUCUUUGGAAAACUUUUUGAGUUUCUCGACAAGGUAGAGGCUAGUUUUCCUGUCGUGGUACCAAAGAGAGAGGUUUAUGUUCAAGUCUGGAUGCAUACAGUGGACGGGAGAAUUGUUCAAGGCGUCGAAAGAAUGUUGGAAAAUCAGCUAACUGGAGAACUUGAAAACCUCAAUCCUUGUAUUAACAGACGUCAAACUGUCAAAACGAAACCCGUCACACUUUCUUACGAAGUUCCAGCCUACGUCGAACAAAAUAAUUCCACGGGCCUCGGAUUUGGAUCUAUAUGGAAAGUUCCUGAUUUCAUGAACUCUCUCUUUUCAAUGAACCAAACUAAUAGAGAACAAGUAUAUCAAUUUGCAUGAGCCACUUGCCCAAUGAUUUGCCAUACAAUGUGUGAUAAAAUCAAUUGGUAUGCUAAUUCAAAGGCGAAUACAAUCGUUUAGCCGUCUGUUUUUCCACCAACAGACAUUAUCUUAACGAUUGAACAGACUAUCAAUCCACAAGUACGGGCAACCAACAGCACAACAGGUAUUUAAAGAACAAAGCAACACAGAUAUGUAAAUUCUCAAAAAACAACAAAUAACAUCCCUAAGAACUUAAAUAUUGUUGUGGAACUGAAACAAAGAAUCAAACGCAACAGGGUAAACACCAAAAACUUAGCUUUAUUAGACGACACGAUGAACACAAUGAUGAAAACCCAGUCUCACUACCAGACUGCUCGACUUCUGUAACUACACUACUUUAGACCCUCCUGAUCACCCCCCUUUUAAGAGGUAAAUUGGACGUUGUAGAAAUAGGUUACGCACCAAACGUUGGCUGUGCGUUUCUUAAUUCUCAACAAUAUAUAAUAGACAUAGGCUAAGCACUAUGGUUUACUUACAUGUUACAUCUUACUCCUGCCACCAGCCGAUUUGAAAAUGAUCUUCAUUCCAACCAACGGCCUCAACUUGACGCUCUUCACUGUUUUCCAAUGAAAGAAGAGAGAAACUAACUUCCCCACGCACUGUAAUCUAAUAUAGUAAUGAACGAUUCGACAGGAAAAGGGAAUAAUGAAGCAGAGAAAAAAAUUCGUUUUUUCAAAAAGUUCUGUGAAAUGGGAGAGAAAAUUUCGACGAGAGGGAAUGGAUAAGAAAAUGCGUAAUUAGAAAACGUGUCAGUCGGACACCUGGACCACGUCUGCCCUUAAAAACGGGGUGUGGGUUACCUUUUUACUCGUUCUUUCUAAAAAUUUUGAUUUUUUGUGACGGCCAUUAACAAAAAUGUCAAAUACGGAAGAAAACUGCAAGAAAAAACGCUGAAAUUUUGUAAGGCAAAAAAAAAUUAUGUUGUCAGAAAUUACAAAAAUAUUAAAUAAACAAAUAUUUAGCAUGUUAUCCUCAGAUGUUUUGCCCUGCUUAUUUCAGUUACUUUAAAUGAAAAAAAUAAAUUUGAGAGGAAUGAGGACAAGUCACGGACUUACGGUUGACGUACGCACGCACUCACGCGGCGGAUAUCGGAUAAAUUGGCAGCCGCGCAGCGUCACGUAGCAACACGGAAGCCACUCCUUUCUGUAAACAGCUUCGUGAAUCAGCACGAGGAAGACGCUUCGUCGAUAACUGUUGCCUUUCAGACAAAAUUCAAUUAACGAAUCGGCAGUUCUUUUGUUUGGUGACAGGCAUGGAUAACAUAGUGGUAAUAUUUGGGAUCGCCGUCGUCGGCCUGUUGCUUUUUAAGUUCUUGUCGGAAAAAAUGGAACAAUCGCAGCAUUCGGACAAUCAGCCCCAAAGGCCAGUUGAAACGGGUGAAUCCCGCCAAACCGGGGCAAAUAAUUUGAGGGCCGAUGCAAACCAGUUGGAUUUUGGAUUUGGUCGUGGUGGAAGGGACAAGAAAAAUAACAAGAACAAAUGAUGCGGAUAUCCAAACACCGCAAUUGAACACCACUAUUCUUCAAUUUUCUCGUUAUUUUUCUUUCAUGUUGUUUGACUUGAAUUUGCAAACUGUUUUGACCUAAUCAAAAUUAGAAUGUUGAAUAAACUUGACAAAAAUC